Lepisosteus oculatus (spotted gar) is the source of this 2014-nucleotide messenger RNA. RefSeq names its product T cell leukemia translocation altered (gene tcta). Gene Ontology annotation, biological process: osteoclast fusion. The record is from RefSeq and is a predicted model, not a curated record. Lineage: Eukaryota; Metazoa; Chordata; Actinopteri; Semionotiformes; Lepisosteidae.
CCGCGCACGGAUUCAUGAGCCCGUGAGGGUCGUGGAGAGACAGUGUUGGGGCUGGUGCAGAAACGGGGUGACCUUCUUUACGGAGAAACUCGCAAUCGUUUUGGUUAUUGACGCGUUCCUAAUAUUUUGUUGUUGUUUUUUUUUUUUUGCCGUUUCGAGCCUGGAGUCCAACAGCGGGUGUUGUGUGUUUUUUUUUUUUAAAAAAAACUAUAUGAAGUGGUAAUUUUAAGGCUUUAUGAAACUCGUUCAAGAAACACGACCAAACCGUGUAAUGCAUCGCCCCCUCGUGUCCAGUUCCGAGAACGCACGGCAGUGAAUCCUUCCCAGUCCUGCCUGUUACUGGACAGGAGCAGCUACCUUCAGGCCCCUGGAGUCUUCUUCAUUUGAACCGUUGUGCGGACUAGACCCAGUUGGACUCGGCUCUUGAAGACUGACGUUACGUAGUAGACUAAUAAUUAAAGUUAAUAAUAACGGAAAAAAUGAAUGCAGAAAUAUCAGCAAGCUAAAUAACAGGCGGUAUGUCAUUCUUUGUCACACCGAAUUUAACUGGCGCCAUGCAAACAAAAUUAAUUGCUGGUUUUGGACCGCAUAGGGGAGACUAAGCGUUUGCCCUCAAGCAAAUACAUGAACCUCUUUUUCUAGUCCAAAACAGCAGAUUUGGUUAAAAAAAUAAAUAAAUAGCGCCGCACUUUCCACUUCAACUCGUUUUCUUUAUUCAACUUUUUUUUGAACAAUAAAAACUCGAAUUUUGCCGUGACGUAGACAUUUCCGGCGGCUGCGUGUGACGAAUCUGCGAUCCCGGAGCAGGGGGCUGCUGCUGCUGCUGCUGCGUUGCUGCGGCAACCGGGGAGGCGGGGCGCUGCGGCCUGGUCGCGGCUCACAGCCUGUCGGGAGGCCCGGUGGCGCAGGGCUCCGGCUUCUGCUGAAAGAAAAAAACAAACAGUGAUGGAAGAGCCGUGGGACUUCGAGUUCUUGUCGCGGCUCCUGGACGGCCUGAUGUCCUUCGUGUCGGAGUUCGUGAGCGACUGGCUCGCCAACGACGUGAGGGUGGCGAUUUUCAAGAUCCUGCUCGGCUGGUUCGUCUUCAGCCUGGUCGCCAUCCACUUCGCCUGGAAGGUCUACGGCCCCACCGUCAACGACAUGUACUACCGGCAGGGGACUGGAGGCCAGAAUGGGGGGACUCCGGAGGUGGCUCCUCAUCUCAGCGGCUGGGAGGGGGUGGCAAGCGGAGAUGCUUUCAAGACGCACCGGGAGUGAGCAGGUCCCCGCCCACGCCCUGCUUCUGGCCAACAGGAUCGCGGCACCUGGUGCCUUCGACCAAUCAGACGUGCGGGGGGACAGCGGUCCUUGUCCUCUGCCAGCCGCCCCUUUUUUCCAGCGUGCAGCGGGCCUGCUGCCUGUCCGGACUGCCAUGUGCUUGUUGUGUGGGGGGUCCAGGGUUUCAGGCUUUAUUCUCUGUGCAGCAGUGACCUGGUCGGGGUUAAACAGGAGGAUAGCCGGGCUGCGCUCCAGCGUGAUGUAUGCGCACCCCUCUGCAUCAGUGACGAGCCCGUGUCCUUUGACACCCGGACGCCCAGCCCCAUCGUACACGGGAGUAACUCUGGAGUAACAGUCUUGGGGUUGCGUUCUGUUGCUCUGUUACUCUCUUUUCUUUGCCUUUUUUUUUUGUCCGUGGCUCAAAUCUUGUGUGUGUUCUGCUUCAAAGAAAGUUGGGCACCACCGCCAGGCUUGCAAGACCUCCAUUCUCUCCCCCAGUGUCUUAUUUCUUUGUCAUAUUUCUGCCUGAGCUGGUUUUCCACUCUCUACCCUCCCUGCCUGAUCGACAUGAUGUGAUCUGGAUGCUUUUCCAGAAGAAUAAAAACUGGGGCACUAUGCACUAGCUGGGGCAGACGUCCAGUUAACUGCAGACACAUUUGAUAUUUGGUGUUCGACGUGUAGUCGACAUUAAACAUUUUUUGUGUGCACCUGACCUCUUCUGUGGUGUAAUAAAAUACAGAUGGCAGAGAUGCUUAAA